UUGACAUACGCCGGCGUCCCGCAGAGUACUUUCAAGUCAAAUGUCCAUGCGACUUUCAACAAUAUACAUAUUGCCCUACUUAUAAACCUGGAGAUGAAGCACAAGGUUGUAGUUGGAGCACAUGGACUAGCACUUACAGCGCAUGCUCUGUAACAUGUGGAACUGGUGUAAAAACUAAAACACGCACCAGAACUAAACAAUACAGCACUGCAUAUACCGGAAGAUGCGAAGGCGACUCACAGGAUACUUCUACAUUACGUUGUAUCAAUCCGACUAGCCAAAGCUGUCAGGUACCAGGUUGUAGAUGGAACGCAUGGUCAAACUGGCGAUACAGCGCAUGUUCUGUUACAUGUCGAAUAGGAACAAAAACUAAAACACGAUUCAGGACUAAACAAUACAGCACUGCAUUUACCGGAAGAUGUGAAGGCAACUCGCAGGAGACUUCUACAUUAAGAUGUUUCAACCCAUUAAGCAUAAAAU
Molecule: messenger RNA, 480 nt
Organism: Owenia fusiformis
Lineage: Eukaryota; Metazoa; Annelida; Polychaeta; Sabellida; Oweniidae
Source: the annotation of a GenBank genome assembly